This is a messenger RNA of Medioppia subpectinata, 315 nucleotides long. The record is from the annotation of a GenBank genome assembly. Lineage: Eukaryota; Metazoa; Arthropoda; Arachnida; Sarcoptiformes; Oppiidae.
AUGGGUUGUACUAACAUGUCAAGUUUUUUCCGCAAUAAUUUUGAAAAGUUGCUGCAAAUAAAGAAAGACAAAGAUAAUGAUCACAAGCGACAAAUAGAACUUUUAGAGUGCGUCCAAUAUUUACAUCAAUCGUGUCCACCGGUUAUCCAUCGAGACCUCAAACCGUCAAAUGUUUUGAUUUCACAAAAUAACAAUACUUAUAAUAAACGGUUUCUAAAACUUUGUGACUUUGGUUCCGCCACUUCCGACGACAUGACAUCCAUGACCAACACAUUCAGUAUCGGGACGUCACAAUAUACGGCACUUGAAAGAUAA